Molecule: messenger RNA, 5063 nt
Organism: Chanos chanos (milkfish)
Lineage: Eukaryota; Metazoa; Chordata; Actinopteri; Gonorynchiformes; Chanidae
Gene: slka
Product: STE20-like kinase a
Exons: 20
Coding region: 749-4411 (1220 amino acids)
Biological process (GO): protein phosphorylation
Molecular function (GO): protein serine/threonine kinase activity; ATP binding
Source: RefSeq, a predicted model, not a curated record
UGCUAGGGGAAAACGCAUGAAAUCAAUGAAAUCUAUGAAAAAAUGACGUCGAGUUUCGGAAUUUAUGAACUAACAGUUUGAAAACAAACCUUGAAUAUCUCGUUUUUUGUGAUUACAUUCUCAAGAACAUAAUUAAAGGGGCUUGCACGGCAGGGCCGGAGCCGAAUACCCGAUCGAGAGGAUAUCUUUCCUUGGAGUUCAGGAUCAGCAUCCGCUAUUUUCACUUUGUCUACUCGAUGGAUCUGCUCCUUUGGAUGACUCUGGAUUUUAUCCCUUGUAUAUUUGUGAAACGUUGCUGGUAGAUUAAGGAUAUAAGAGAAAACACUAGCAAGCCCGUAAUCUCUCACGAGAAGCUAUUAUUCAGAGAAUCAAAGUCGCAUGUAGGCACUGAAUUGUCAUUCAGCAAGCUAACUAAUAAAGUAGACUGUUACUUCGUCUCUCUCACUCUAUGUGAAGUUCGUUGGAUGCUCCAUUGCUGCAGUUACGUAUAGGUUAUAUGUGACUUGGACUAACGAGUACUGUCAGCAGGCUAACUGCGCCUAAAUAAGCUAGCGGUGACUAUAGACAAGUUUUGGGGGACUACUGGAAUUAAAUGUGUAUCACGAGCUAGCUGUCCAUUAGUAAUUUAGGGCUAGCUAGUUAGCUGACUUGCUAACUGGCCUCGGAAUAGCUUUUUUACAUUGUCAGUCUAACGCACACCUCGCCUUGAAUAGCCAUUGGAAACGCAACAUUUCACUGAACUUUUAAGAUGUCAUUUUUCAAUUUUCGUAAAAUAUUUAAGUUGGGGGCAGAGAAGAAGAAGAAACAAUAUGAACACGUUCACAGGGACGUGAAUCCGGAGGAAGUCUGGGAAAUUGUUGGAGAACUUGGAGAUGGAGCGUUUGGAAAAGUGUACAAGGCCCAGAAUAAACAGAAUGGGAUCCUGGCCGCAGCCAAGGUGAUUGACACGAAGACGGAGGAGGAGCUGGAGGACUAUAUGGUGGAGAUUGACAUCCUGGCCUCCUGUGACCACCACUACAUUGUCAAACUGCUGGAUGCCUUUUAUUAUGAGAGCAAACUCUGGAUUUUGAUUGAGUUCUGUGCUGGAGGAGCCGUUGAUGCUGUCAUGUUGGAGCUGGAGAGGCCUCUGACAGAGCCGCAGAUCCGUGUGGUGUGUAAACAGACUCUGGAAGCGUUGGUUUACCUCCAUGAAAAUAAGAUCAUUCACAGAGAUCUGAAGGCCGGCAACAUCCUGCUCUCCCUUGAUGGAGACGUCAAACUGGCUGACUUUGGUGUGUCUGCCAAGAACACAAAGACCCUUCAGAGAAGAGACUCUUUCAUUGGAACUCCAUACUGGAUGGCUCCGGAGGUGGUUAUGUGUGAGACGUCCAAGGACAGGCCGUAUGACUAUAAGGCGGACGUGUGGUCUCUGGGCAUCACGCUGAUCGAGCUGGCGCAGAUUGAGCCUCCCAACCACGAGAUGAAUCCAAUGAGAGUGCUGCUGAAAAUAGCCAAGUCCGAACCCCCCACGCUCCUGCAGCCGUCCCGAUGGUCCUCUGACUUCAGUGACUUCUUGAGAAAAGCUCUGGACAAGAAUGUGGACAGUCGCUGGGGUGCUGAGCAGCUCUUACAGCAUCCGUUUGUCAGCAGUGUCGCUGAUAACAAACCCCUCAGGGAGCUGAUUGCCGAGGCAAAAGCAGAAGUGUUUGAAGAGAUUGAGGAAGGCAAAGAGGAAGAGGAGGAGGAGGAAGCAGACACACAGGUUCUGCCAGGACACAAGCGGGCACUGUCGGAUGCCAGCAUUGGAAGCUCGGAGGAUGAGAAGAUCUCACAAAACACGUCCACGCUGGAGUCCGUUACAGAGAAAACAGAACCGAGCGCAGAAUCCGUCAAGCCCAGUGACAAGGUCGCAGAAAAGGACCUGGGCCCCAGUCAGCCUGAGGGGGAGAAGCCGAACGAGGCCACGGAGCCAGACAGUCGUAAGGAGGAGACGGCUCCUGCAGAAAAGCCCACAAUGAGUAGAGAGGAGCCUCCAGCUCCAGAGACAGCUACUCUGGCAGCCUCAAGAGUCACGGUCAAGGAAGAGACCUCAGAAGAACCAAAAACUCCAGACCUACACACCAAGACUCAGGAGUCUGUUGUCCAGGAGAUUGUGACCGUUAGUGAGGAGACUGGUGAGGAGGAGAAGGAGGAAGUUAAGAAGGAGGAACCUAAAGAGGCCACAGAGGAGCUGAAAGAAGAAGAAGGUGACCAAAGGAAGGAGGGAGAACUAGAAGAAGUAAAGAGCAGCGUAGCGGACGACCAACCUGUGAGUGAAAGCACUGAGGGAACUGUUGACAGACCUGAAGCCCCAGAGAAAGAGGAGGAUGGAGUGAAGAUAGAGAAAGAGGAAGAUGGAGAAGAGGCAGUGAAGACGGAGAAAGAGGAAGAGGCAGUGAAGACGGAGAAAGAGGAAGGGGCAGAGUCACAAGUCAUUGUAGGACCUGAAGCCUCCACUGAAACCCCUGCAGAUGAGGAGACAAAGGUGGCAGAAUCCUCCACACAGGUGGUGGAGGUCCAGGAUGAAGGUAAACCUGAAGAUCAAAAGCCAGAGGAGAAGCAGGCUGAGUUAAAGGCAGAUUCUGUUCCAGAGGACAUUGCUUGUGGUACGGAGACAAGAGCAACUGCAACUUCAGACAAAUCUGUUGAUUUGAUCCCUGGUGUUGUCAUCAAUGGAGAAAAUAGUGAGGAAACCAGCGCACUAGAACAGGCACCAGAGACCAGUCAGAACACCCCAGAGACCAAUCAGAACAUACCAGAGACCAGUCAGAACACCCCAGAGACCAAUCAGAACAUACCAGAGACCAGUCAGAACACCCCAGAGACCAAUCAGAACGUACCAGCAGCACAAGAGACGACUACGGAGGCUGAGAAUGACCAAAAAGCUGCAGUGGAGGUGAAACCUGAUGUUGAGAAAGAGAAGGACUCUGAUUCGGGCAGUAGCUCUGCUGCUGAUACCAACAGCAUCGACCUCAAUCUGUCGAUAUCCAGUUUUCUCACCAAAACCAAGGAGUCUGGCUCUGUCUCUGUACAGGACACCAGGCGUCAGAAGAAAACUCUGAAAAAGACACGCAAGUUUAUGGUGGAUGGAGUAGAGGUCAGCGUCACUACGUCAAAGAUCGUCACAGACAAUGACACCAAGAGUGAGGAACUAAGGUUCCUGAGGCGUCAGGAGCUGAGAGAACUCAGGCUGCUGCAGAAGGAGGAGCAGAGGGCCCAGCAGCAGCUCAGUAAUAAACUCCAGCAGCAGAGGGAGCAGAUCUACAGACGCUUCGAACAGGAGAUGACGGGGAAGAAGCGUCAGUACGACCAGGAGGUGGAGAACCUGGAGAAGCAGCAGAAACAGACAAUCGAGCGCCUGGAGCAGGACCACACCAACCGUCUGCGUGACGAGGCCAAGAGGAUCAAAUCUGAACAGGACAAGGAGCUGUCCAAGUUCCAGAACAUGCUCAAAAACCGCAAGAAAGAGGUCAAACAGGAAGUGGGACUGUCACCCAAACACAUACGAAAAGAGCUCAUGAAACGAGUAAAGGAAGACCUAGCAUUUGUUCAACACGAAGAGGAGCAGGAGUUUCUCCAGAGACAGCAGCAGGAGCUGGACGGAGCACUGAAGAAGAUCAUCCAGCAGCAUAAGCUGGAGAUUGCCACCAUAGAGAGGGACUGUCUCAACCACAAACAGCAGCUCAUGAGAGCCCGAGAGGCAGCCAUGUGGGAGUUAGAAGAGCGCCACCUGCAGGAGAAGCACCAGUUACUGAAGCAGCAGCUGAAAGACCAGUACUUCAUGCAGAGACACCAGCUCCUGAAGAGACACGACAAGGAAAUGGAACAGAUGCAAGGCUAUAACCAGCGUCUCAUAGAGGAGAUGAAAAACAGGCAGGCCCAGGAGAGAGCCCGUCUGCCCAAGAUCCAGCGCAGCGAGGCCAAAACACGCAUGGCCAUGUUUAAAAAGAGUCUGCGUAUCACAGGGACGGGCACGCCGGAGCAGGACCGCGAGAAGAUCAAACAGUUUGCUGCUCAGGAGGAGAAGAGACAGAAGAAUGAGAGGCUUCAUCAGCAUCAGAAACAUGAAAACCAGAUGAGAGACCUACAGCUCCAGUGUGACGCUAACAUAAGAGAACUUCAGCAGCUACAGAAUGAAAAGUGCCACCUCCUUAUUGAACACGAGACUCAGAAGCUGAAGGAGCUGGAUGAGGAGCACAGUAAGGAGCUGAAAGACUGGAGAGAGAAACUGCGACCCAGGAAGAAGGCUCUGGAGGAGGAGUUUACGCGUAAGCUUCAGGAGCAGGAGGUGUUUUUUAAGAUGAGUGGAGAGUCCGAAUGCCUUAACCCCACAGCACAAAGCCGAGUUUCCAAAUUUUAUCCCAUCCCUAGUGUUCACUCGUCUGGCUCAUAACCCCCGGACACGAGCAGGCCAAGGCUCUGCCGGCAGAGAUGCGCCCUCUAGUGGUGUGGAGGACUUUCUGCUGGCCUCAUCUAUUCACCUGAUGACAAUCAAAAGCCUGACUGAUGUUUGGAAGCGGGACUCCGUUAAGGCAGUAAAAUGCAGCUGUGCAGAUUUCAUGAUGCUUACAGUUAAUGAGACUGGAACUUGAGAAAGUGUUAGCUUAAUGCGUUACUCUUAUAUUCUCUAAUAUGCUGAAUCCAAUGGAUUACCGUGUCACCUCUCCCUCCUCUCGGUUUGGGAGGCGUGGCUUCUCCCUCCUCUCGGUUUGGGAGGCGCGUCUUGCAUGCAGCAGGGCAGUGGUACAUGUCAGAGAAGGACCAGGAUGGUCAUUGAUCUGGUUACGCUGUGACUUCCCUGUUACCUCAGGCUGAUCAGUGGGAUAAUGGGUUUGGGAAGAAGAUCUUAGCUGUGUCCAUUUCUCCCCGUAGAACUUCAUGCUCACACACGGUGAUAUUCUACCAACGCUUUUUCACGCUUUUUCACGCCUUCUUCAGAGCGUUGUGCAGUCACACAGUGAGUGUCCAUCCAGCCUUUGGUGCUGGUGUUAAGUGUUGUUGCCCUUACAGUAAACAUGGUGCUGCUUGAUUCCCAAACCCCAGUA